AGGGCGUGUUUGGCACAGCUCUAAGCAGCUCCAGAUCCUAAAAAAACAGCUCCACUCCAAAUUUUUCUAGCCAAACGCCUCAGCUCCACGAACUCCAGAUCCGUAAAAAAUAUGAAUCUAGCUCCCAACUCCACCAAUUCCAGGGAGCACCUCAAGGGGUGCUCUACAAACUCUAAUUUUGUGGAGUUGGUGGAAAUUACCCACCUUUGCCAUCCAUUACACAUACCCCUUCGCCUUCUUCUUUUUUCCGUCGUCUCCCAGCCGCGGCGCCUCCUCUUCCCGCGACGCCUCCUUUUCCGCCUCCUCUUCCGAUCUCCUUCCCUGGGCGCCGGCGCCGCCGAUCAUCACGGCAUCCGGGUGGCCGGAGAUCCGCCGGGAUGUCGAACUCGGUUCCUCCUCCACCGCCUCCUCCGUUUUCCUCCUCCAAUCAACCCAGAAGAAACCCUAGGGUAGGCCUUCGUCCUCCAUCUGCAGGCGGCGGCGUGGCUGGCCAUGACGUCCUUGGGGCGGCCGACGUUGGGGGCGUGGGCGCGGCUGGCAGUGUGCAGGGCGUGGGUGCGGCCGGCCUUCAUGGCCCGGGCAUGGCCGGUGGCCACAAGGGCCUGGGCGCGGACGGCCUUCAUGGCCUGGGCGUGGACGCCAGCCAGCAGGGUCUGGGCGCGGCCGGCGGGCAGCACGGCCCGGGCGACAUGGCGGGAACUGGUGCGGCAUCGGCAUCCGGUGGUAGCAGACGUGGCAACAAAAAAUCAAGGGAUGAUGAGGGUGAUCAAAUGGCUUGGAAUGAUGAGCAUACCGCACUUGUUUGCAAGUUGUUCGCUGAACAAGUUAGAAAAGGAAAUAGGCCAAACACUCAUUUGAAUAAUGUGGGCUAUACCGAGGUGAAUGAAAGGUUUUUUCAGUGUACCGGUAUUAUGUUGAAAAAAUCUCAACAUAAGAACAAAUGGGACAAGUUGAAGGCUGAUUUAGGUGCUUGGAGAAAAUUGAUGAGGAAACAAACCGGAACCGGUUGGAAUUGGGACAAGGGAACUAUCAACAUGGAUGCCGAGUGGUGGAAAAAAAACAAAAAAUGUGAGCACUUCUCAUGCAUCUAAUAUUUUUCUUUAUUUCUAUAAUUUGAAUACAAUACAAUUGCUUACUGUAGUUUAAUUAUUUAGGACAUACCUGGCGUCGGGAAAUUUAAGAAUAGGCCUCUCCAAAAUGAAGAUGAGAUGAAUGUAAUGUUUGGGAGCAUCAUAAAUGAAGAGAUAGAUCAUUGGAAUCCUAUGUCUUCCAACCCGAUCAUACCCCCUAGUGGAGAUGCCCCCCCCCUCAUAUUGGCUUGGACGACAAUGAUGAAGAAAAUGAUAUGGGUGCUAAUAUUGACUCCGACAAUGGUGAUGAGGUUUUGGAAGUAUCUCCUACACCUGGCAAUGCUAAGAGAAAGGCUCAUAUUAUUCUUGAAAAACCUAACAAGAAACCCAAGUCUACCACUGCACUUGUUAUACAAGAACAUAUUUCCAAGAUGUCAGAGAGUGCUCAGUCUUUGGUGUCUUCUAGGCAAGCAGGGAUCACCAUUGAACAAGUCAUGGAACAUGUCAUUGCAUGUGGGGCUGACCUUGGGAGUGAUGAGCAUUUUGUGGCAAGUGAGCUGUUUGUGAAGAAAGAACAGAGGGAAAUGUUCAUGACUA
Panicum virgatum (switchgrass) is the source of this 1667-nucleotide messenger RNA. Its product is annotated as pupal cuticle protein 36-like. The record is from RefSeq and is a predicted model, not a curated record. The coding region runs from base 378 to 1091 and encodes 237 amino acids. NCBI's taxonomy places the organism in Eukaryota, Viridiplantae, Streptophyta, Magnoliopsida, Poales, Poaceae. The transcript has 2 exons.